Messenger RNA from Exaiptasia diaphana, 1000 nucleotides. RefSeq names its product ankyrin repeat domain-containing protein 66. The transcript is spliced from 4 exons. Bases 174 to 572 code for a protein of 132 amino acids. Gene Ontology annotation, molecular function: protein binding. NCBI's taxonomy places the organism in Eukaryota, Metazoa, Cnidaria, Anthozoa, Actiniaria, Aiptasiidae. The record is from RefSeq and is a predicted model, not a curated record.
CUCUGUAUUUAUUUCCUUCUUGAAGUAAGAACAAUCUUACGGACAAAGAUUAGGCUUCAUUCGGUUUUAUAAGUGAUACUUUGGAAUUGCUCACACCAUCUAGUGUACACGCUCCUGUGGUUACAGACAUCAUGAGCACAUGAUGGUAAGGUUCAAGGUGUUCACAUGCACUCAUGACGGAGUUGCACGAAGCAGCCGCUAAAGGAGACAGCGAUAAACUUCAGUCUUUGCUCAUUGCUGGGGAUAUUGACCCUGAUAGCGAAGACUGGGACUACGGGAGAAGAACACCGUUGCAUGUAGCUGCCACAGCAGGCAAAGUAAAGUGUGUCAAGAAACUUUUAGAACACGGCGCCGAUGGUGAAAUGCGCAUGGCAGGUGGAUGGACUCCUGCCCACUGUGCCGCUGAACGAGGUAAUGUGAAAGUACUUCAGGCACUUAUCAACGCAAAUGUUAGUGUCACCGAAGAGGACAAUUCUGGUGACACGCCCAAGAGAAUAGCCGAGAUAUAUGGGCAAUCCAAAUGCUUGGAAUUAUUCGCCGGCCACAGCAAUAAGGACCAUUCUACUACUUGAGAAGGAAUAUGCUACAACAGAUCUACUUUUGAGACUAAAUUUAUAUCAACCAUUUUGAUGGUUAGAAACUUUCACUUCACUGAUUACAAAUAUCAUCAUUCGUAGUCAUACUCAAGAACAACAUUUACGGUCUCUAAUGAUAACACAAUGCUAAUUUAGGGAUUGAAAUGACAAAAUUUCAAUAAACAAUUCCCUGAUAACAUUGUUUUUGUCCUGUCAAACCUGACUGCCAUACCGUGUCUGGAUAUUUUGUAGAGAUGGUUAGUUGAAAUAUUGUCACUUCCUAUACUGGAGAAAAACUAGCUACCAUACAAUGACUAAAAGUUCAAUUACGAUUUCUGAUAAAAAUAGCUUGCAAGAAUAAAAUCAAAUUUGUGGUAAUAUAGCUUCAUUCAGUUAUGGUUGAUUAAAAAUGAUAGAGUACAGAA